AUGAAUAGCCUGGUACGUGGGGACCACGUGCGGGUAGUCAAAUUUCUGACGUUGCUCAUCAUUGCUAUUGGAAUCGCAUGUUGUCUUGCCCUGUUGAGAUGGCUGCUGUUCGAGGCCCCAUGGGAGGCUACAGGAUUUCUUGUGCUCUAUGGUGUACCGGUCAUUUACUUGCUCGUAAGGAAGCGUCAAGAGGAGACGCAGCAGCAGCCUUCCGACCCGACUUCGGUGGAACCUUUGGAA
This is a messenger RNA of Mesorhabditis spiculigera, 240 nucleotides long. The record is from the annotation of a GenBank genome assembly. NCBI's taxonomy places the organism in Eukaryota, Metazoa, Nematoda, Chromadorea, Rhabditida, Rhabditidae.